Messenger RNA from Kogia breviceps (pygmy sperm whale), 1649 nucleotides. The record is from RefSeq and is a predicted model, not a curated record. NCBI's taxonomy places the organism in Eukaryota, Metazoa, Chordata, Mammalia, Artiodactyla, Physeteridae.
GGCGGCGGAGGAGGCGGGGGUGGCGUGCCGACCGGUCGGCCCGGGUCACGCGCCCGAGGGCGAGCAGAAUGGGCUCGGGGCGCUCGGGUGUCGGCGGGAAGCUAGAGUACCGACUCCCAGCCAAGGGCUCCACUCGGCCUUCUGGGGGCGGGGGGCGCGCUGCGCUUGAAGACACAUAAAGCACGAGCUAUGUGCUAGGAGCACCCUGGGGAACUUGACCAUGAGUAAGAGGAGCACCCCUCCUCCCCCAGUUCAGACCACCUGCCUAGAGAAAAACAGGCCAAGCGGUGCUCACUGGAUAGGCAUACAGCCCCAAGAUCACCUUUGAUCACCUUCAGACAAGCUAUGCAUGCCAGAGGUCACCCUGGCCUACUGACCCCAGCGCUGCCUCUCGCCUCCUCCGUCCUGAUGCUGCUCAUGAGCAGCCUGUGGCUGCUGGGAGCCGGCCCCAGCCUUGUCCUGGCCCCAGAGCUGCUGCUGGACCCUUGGCAGGCGCACCGGCUGCUGACACACGCCCUGGGCCACAAGGCCCUCCCAGGGCUGCUGCUGAGCCUGCUGCUCCUGCCCACGCUGGGCUGGCGGCAGGAGUGCCACCUGGGCACACUGCGGUUCCUGCAUGCCUCCACCCUCCUCGCCCUGGCCUCCGGGCUGAUGGCUGUGCUGCUGGCAGGCCUCGGGCUGUCCAGUGCAGCCGGGGGCUGUGGAUACAUGCCUGUCCACCUGGCCAUGCUGGCGGGGCAGGGUUACCACCCUAGGCGGCCCCGUGGGGCACUGCCACCAUGGCUCCUGCCGUGGCUGCUGCUCGCCCUGACACCACUGCUCAGCUCCGAGCCACCCUUCCUGCAGCUCUUCUGCGGCCUCCUGGCUGGCCUGGCCUACGCGGCUGGGGCCUUCCGGUGGCUGGAGAUCUCUGAGCAGCGGCUGCAGGCACUGCAGGAGGGUGUCCUGUGCAGGGCCCUGGCGGGUUGCUGGCCGCUCCAGCUGCUUCCCACCCCAGGCAGCCUGGCUGAGCUGCCUGUCACCCAUCCUGCCGGAGUGAGGCCGCCCACCCCUGGACCUCCUUACAUGGCCUCUCCUAGCCUCUGGCCCGUCAGUGAAGGCUCAGCCCCGCUCCCACCAGGCCUGGGGCCUGUGCAGCCGCUCUGGGAGGGCUCCUCAGAGGUGGAACUGGCCUGGUCUGGGUCCAGCUUCUCCCCAGGGACCCCACUGUGGGCAGCCCUAGACGAGCAGAUGCUGCAGAAGGGGAUCCAGGCCUCGCUCCUUGAGGGGCCAGUGCAGGGUCCCGAGAGCCCACUCCGGCUGCCUAAGUCCUCUGUCUCCUCCCUGCGGCUGCAGCAACUGGAGCGCAUGGGCUUCCCCACGGAGCAGGCGGUGGUGGCCCUGGCAGCCACAGGCCGUGUGGAGGGUGCCGUGUCACUGCUGGUGGGCGGGGAGGUGGGCACCGAGGCGCUGGUGACUCAGGGGAGGGGUGGACCCACCCACCCUGAGGGUCCUGGGCCCCCCUAGCACAGGCAGGCUCUCAGGUGAGAAGAAGCCUGGCCUGUCAGAGCCCAGCCCUGUCUGCUGAGAGUCAGGGUGGGUUCAGGGGUGGCCCCCCAGCAUCCUGCCCUGGUACUGUUUAGAAUAAAAACCAGUUCACUUUUCAACCU